UCUCUCUCUUGUUAUCUCUCUCUCUCUCUCUCUCUCUCUCUCGCGGACCCGUCCAGAGGAAGCGCUCGCGCUCGGUCGAACCACGAACGAAAAUCAAGCGUUGGACCCGACACGGCCGGUGGAGGUCCGGCUCGUGAGCGUUAGUUUAUUACGGCGGACACGUUGUGACUGAAUGGGUCCGAGGAAUUUUGACAUAAUGAAAAUAGGAAAACUACAACUGGAUGAGGAGGAGAGGUCGGCGGCUACGGUUGAGUCCCAUGAAACCAACGCGGACUGACUAAUCUGGAUGGAUGACUCUCGUUGUGCUGAGUUUGCGCUUUGUCGAUGGAUUCGCCCGUUGGCACGGCCCUGCAGGGCACCAACUACACGGCUGACCACUCCGGCCAGAGCUCCAGCAACCAGCUGGGCAGCCCCUCUCCUGUUGUGCAAAGCGUGGUUUCCAUAGUGACCAGCCUGGUGACCGCCACCACAGAGGCCACAGUGGGGAACACAGGUAACCUGUCGACUUUCAGAGACCAAAGAGGGAGCAAGCUCAGCCUGUUCCAGCAGGCGUCCACCCCGUCAGUGCUGAAAGCCACUGAGAGUAACUCCGUCCUGCAGGGCAUCACGGUGGCCACCCAGGCCCUGGUGCUCCUCUCCAUCUUCCUCCUCUCCAGCCUCGGCAACUCCGCGGUCGUCGUUGUCAUCAUCAAGCACCGACAGCUCCGGACGGUGACCAAUGCCUUCAUCAUGUCGCUGUCGCUGUCCGACUUCCUCACGGCCAUCCUGUGUCUGCCGUUUUCCUUUGUCAUGCUCUUCAGCAAGGAUGGCGCCUGGAUGUUCGGGGACCGUUUCUGCGUGGCCAACGGCUUUUUCAACACCUGCUUUGGGAUCAUCUCCACCUUGACUAUGACCUUGAUCUCCUUUGACAGGUAUUAUGCUAUAGUCAGGCAGCCGCAGGCCAAAAUAGGGCGCCAGAAAGCGACUCAGUUGUUGAUAGCCGUGUGGGUAACUGCAGUCAUCUUCUCUCUGCCUUGGUAUCUGUUGGUCCAAAAAACGCCGGAGAUCCAUAAGCGAGGUUUCUACCACUGUAUGUACGUGUUCCACUCUGGGACCUCCCGCAUGGGGACGGCUUACAGCGUCUGCCUUAUCGGCGUGUGUUUUUUACUGCCCUUCUCCCUCAUGUGCUUUUGUCACUACAACAUCUGCAAGACGGUUCGUCUCUCUGAAAUCCGAGUCCGGCCAGUGACCACAUAUGCGUACUUGCUGCGAUUCUACAGUGAAAUGCGAACCGCCACCACGGUUCUGAUUAUGAUCGUCUUCAUCAUCUUUUGCUGGGGUCCAUAUUGUCUGAUGGGGCUGGUUACGGCAAUGGGGGACUACACGUUCAACCCUGGGAUGGACACAGUGGCCAUCUGGCUAGCCUGGGCCAACGGCGCCAUCAACCCUCUGAUCUACGCCCUGAGGAACCCCAAUAUCUCCAUGUUACUGGGGCGGAGCAGAGAGGAGGGCUAUCGGACCAGAAACAUUGCCGCGUACCUCUCCAGCCAGACCCAGAACCGGGAUAUUCGAGUCAACCAAGCGGAGAGGAUAAGGGACCGCUACGUGAGUCGCGUCGGGGUGAAUAAUAACAGCCGGCUGUCCAGUUCAAGUCCCAGCAAAGGAGGAGAGGUGGCAAUGUGGGCCUGUAAAAACCCUGCAGUGUUCUUCUGCCGGGACGCCCAUCAUGACACUGCAACGCUAGCUAACUCCGUCACUGCCCCGAAGAUGAAGACAGCUGAUACCAGCCUGUGACAUUCUGGGAGAAGGCUUCCCCAUGUAUUAUUUGUUUUGGAUCUAGAGACUGCCAUCUCGAGUUUGUAAAAAAUGAAACCUUGUCUUUUCCAAAAUGUUCAUUUGGAUUUUGUCCCAGGAACCAAAAGCAUACUGUUAAAUUACAAAAUAGGCUACACUAUGUGGGAAGACAAAAGUUAGCCGUUACAAUAGAAGAUGGGUACAUGAAACUCCUUCCUGACUUUGGAGGACACCAUCAUCACACGACCACCCGUAGGACCUCAGUCAGCGGUUCAGCAUGGAAGGCGAUGGAAUAUAUUUCUGUAGAAAACCAUGGAACGUUUGUGAUUGUAUUACAAAGGUCUCUAUGUGGUUUUCAUGUGUAAACGCAGCAUGUGGCUUUUCCUUCAUCCUAAACCUUUUAUGCUUAAAACAUGUACAUGUCAUUUUCAGA
Molecule: messenger RNA, 2206 nt
Organism: Cyclopterus lumpus (lumpfish)
Lineage: Eukaryota; Metazoa; Chordata; Actinopteri; Perciformes; Cyclopteridae
Product: G-protein coupled receptor 135
Exons: 3
Coding region: 325-1773 (482 amino acids)
Biological process (GO): G protein-coupled receptor signaling pathway
Cellular component (GO): membrane
Molecular function (GO): G protein-coupled receptor activity
Source: RefSeq, a predicted model, not a curated record